This is a messenger RNA of Neltuma alba, 1642 nucleotides long. RefSeq names its product ethylene-responsive transcription factor RAP2-1-like. The transcript has a single exon. Gene Ontology annotation, biological process: regulation of DNA-templated transcription. Gene Ontology annotation, molecular function: DNA-binding transcription factor activity; DNA binding. NCBI's taxonomy places the organism in Eukaryota, Viridiplantae, Streptophyta, Magnoliopsida, Fabales, Fabaceae. The record is from RefSeq and is a predicted model, not a curated record. The coding region runs from base 241 to 738 and encodes 165 amino acids.
UUUCGUCUAUAAAUAUAAACUAAUACAACAGCAACAUGGUUUGGUGGCCAAGUCUUUUCUGGGUCUGGAAAACAGAAUCUUCUUCUUAACUUUCAGGGCUCACAACCUGAUAUUUAUUGACAGAUCUAAGCCUCCUCAAGCGAUGAAGCAAUAGAAAUAGUUUUCCGUUUCAUCUUUUGGGGGAGGGCAACAAAGGUUUAUUGCUAACGCAAAAGUCGGUGGGUAGGUACAGUAAUUAACAUGGAAGAAAGAGACUGUUGUUCGAGGGAUUCGACGAUCACGACGAGCAGAAGCGGCCCAGAGAAGCGGAAGCAGCAGAGACAACACCAAAAAGCAGCGAAGGACAAGCCAUACAGAGGGAUAAGGAUGAGGAAGUGGGGCAAGUGGGUGGCUGAGAUCAGAGAACCCAACAAGAGGUCCAGGAUUUGGCUCGGUUCUUACACCACGCCCAUCGCCGCCGCACGCGCAUACGACACCGCCGUUUAUUACCUCCGAGGCCCUUCUGCUUCCCUCAACUUCCCCGAGCUGUUGUUCCAAGAAGACGACGCCCUCAGCCGCGGCGACAUGUCCGCCGAUUCCAUACGCAAGAAAGCCACCGAAGUCGGCGCCAGAGUUGACGCCCUCCAAACAGCCCUUCACGCCUCCUCUCCCUCCACCAGUUCUACCCAAACCACCUCAGACAAACCCGACUUGAAUGAGUACCCGCAACCCGAAGACUCCGUCGAAGACUAUAAUUAGCUGAUCGAUACAUAUACAAGCAAUUACGAUCCUGAAUCUCUAUAUAUGUCCUCUCUAAUUAGUUCCCCCAACUAGAUAGCCCGUAGUAAUAGUAGUAGGUAUACAUGAUAUAUACUGAGUCUUCUCGGUGAAGCUUCUGGUGUAAUAUUCCCAAGUGUAACAAGCUAAGGUACAAGGUCCCCCUCCACAUCGGAGGGCAUAUGGUUCUGCUGGUCUCUGAUAGUCAUCAUCCAAUGAACUAUCUUGUUUGUUGCUAGAGACUUUUAAUUUUAUUUUGGGUUAUAUUCGAAUAGAAAGGAUAACUUUUCUUUCUAUACAUCUUGCUCUAAUAGAUAGUUUUAUAUGCAAAGCUUUGAGAUUGCUAAUGUGAAUAAAAUAUGUUGUAUAUGCUGUGGGAGGCUGCUUUGAGUUAUGUGAAUGGGAUAAGUGGAUUUGAGGCAAGAAAGCCGCAAGGAUGUAGGCAACAAGUGGAUGAAGAGGCAGAUUUUGGAGGCCACACAAAGAGAACAAGGCAGGGGCGAGGGUGGAGAGGGUUAAGAGUUAGUGGACCUCAAUCACAAAAGCCUGUCUAAUCUCUCACCCAUCACCCUCGCAGCCAAAGUUGCAGCUUCCUUACCUCCAUAGCUCUGUUCAUCACAGUUUCAUAUCCUUCGUGGGACCCUGCCAUCCUCUUUUAUUAUUUUUCCUUAUUCUUAUGAAUUACACAAUUCCAUCUUGGCCAAACCUUCAUGUUUCUGAUUUGCCAUGUGAACAAACUGUCUCCUCUUUACUAAAUUUGUCUUUCUCUAUUCCAUACGUCUUAAAGAGUGUGUGUCUAUAUACAAUAUACGCCCCCAUUCUUGGUGGACGGUAACUGUUCCUCAUUAUUUAUAUGCUUGCCUUCCAAUCAUUGUGGGAGAAUUCC